This is a messenger RNA of Enterobius vermicularis (human pinworm), 339 nucleotides long. NCBI's taxonomy places the organism in Eukaryota, Metazoa, Nematoda, Chromadorea, Rhabditida, Oxyuridae. The record is from the annotation of a GenBank genome assembly.
AUGGCACUGGACGCAGUGAUCGGAGGAGAUGAGUGGGAUAGAAUCCCAGAUGAUGAGUUGGAGGAGACAAUUAUGGAGAGAAUCGUAGGAUUAGGGGAAAUGUUUCCAAUAUCUGUUCGUAGGAAAGCGCGGUCAUCGGUGGAGUGGACUACUUGGGCCAUCCAGUCAUCGUUUUCAUUGGCAAAAUCACUAAUUUGGAUCGGAGCUACGACUACUAUGAUAACUCUUUUACCAUAUAUAAUUGAAAAAGAGAAAUCAGAUUUAGAGAAAAGCCAGGUUGCACAGCAAAGGCAAUUACUUCUCGGUCCUUCAGCAGCAGUAUCUGCAGCAAAACGAUGA